AUGACUUUGGAGAAUACUCGAGGGAGUCCCAGAGUCGACGCGUUCCUUCACGGAGGAACGACUGUGUGUGACUUCAUCUUGCUGGAACGCGGAUCUCAAGUUCCAGCGGUGGUUGGGACGCACGCGACGAAGUUCAGACAAGAAGAUCUCGGGCGCUUCGACAACGAGCGCAACAGAGUUGGCCCUCUGAUGGAGUUCAUGGAUGCGAUCACGAACCAGAAGAUGGUCCGAGAAGCCGUGGUUUAUCGACCGAUCCUUGUUGAUUGUGGCUGA
Molecule: messenger RNA, 273 nt
Organism: Cladophialophora yegresii CBS 114405
Lineage: Eukaryota; Fungi; Ascomycota; Eurotiomycetes; Chaetothyriales; Herpotrichiellaceae
Exons: 1
Coding region: 1-273 (90 amino acids)
Source: RefSeq, a predicted model, not a curated record